Cercocebus atys (sooty mangabey) is the source of this 1614-nucleotide messenger RNA. It is a transcript of the gene GPN2, whose product is annotated as GPN-loop GTPase 2. The transcript has 5 exons. Gene Ontology annotation, cellular component: cytoplasm. Gene Ontology annotation, molecular function: GTPase activity. NCBI's taxonomy places the organism in Eukaryota, Metazoa, Chordata, Mammalia, Primates, Cercopithecidae. The record is from RefSeq and is a predicted model, not a curated record. The coding region runs from base 386 to 1318 and encodes 310 amino acids.
AGCUCCCUUUCUUUUCUAAUUCGAGUCUGAAGGAAGGUCAGGGAAAUUCCGAGAGAGAUUUUCCCGCAAAGACCCCACAUUCGACCCAUUCCCCGCGAGAAAAACGCGGCUGCGCUGCCCUCCCCUCGGCGUCGAGCUACGUCCCCGCCCUGAGGGCGGGACUUCCUCUCCUUGGCCCGCGGCUUCCGACGCUGUCCGGAAGUCAAGUUAGUCUAGUUAGUACCGGCCCGUUGGCGACGGUGUCCCCGCUGUUCCGCCUGAGGCGAGUGACGCUGGCCGCCAACGAGGUAUACGUCCUGGGUCCGUCGCCCUCAGUCUCGUCUCCGGCGCGGCUGCUCGCCCCGUUUUCCCUCUGAGCUGACCUGCUCCGAGCCGUGGGCCGCCCAUGGCGGGGGCCGCUCCGACCACGGCGUUCGGGCAGGCGGUGAUCGGCCCUCCGGGCUCAGGGAAGACCACGUACUGUCUGGGCAUGAGUGAGUUCCUGCGCGCGCUGGGCCGGCGCGUGGCCGUGGUGAACCUGGACCCGGCCAACGAGGGGCUGCCGUACGAGUGUGCCGUGGACGUAGGCGAACUGGUGGGGCUGGGCGACGUGAUGGACGCGCUGCGCCUGGGUCCCAACGGCGGACUGCUGUACUGCAUGGAGUACCUGGAAGCCAACCUGGACUGGCUGCGUGCCAAGCUGGACCCCCUCCGCGGCCACUACUUCCUCUUCGACUGCCCAGGACAGGUGGAGCUCUGCACGCAUCACGGCGCCCUGCGCAGCAUCUUCUCCCAAAUGGCGCAGUGGGACCUCAGGCUGACUGCCGUCCACCUGGUGGAUUCUCACUACUGCACAGACCCUGCCAAGUUCAUUUCAGUACUGUGUACCUCCCUGGCCACCAUGCUGCAUGUGGAGCUGCCCCACAUCAACCUCCUUUCCAAGAUGGACCUCAUUGAGCAUUAUGGGAAGCUGGCCUUCAACCUGGACUACUACACAGAGGUUCUGGACCUCUCCUACCUGCUUGACCACCUGGCUUCUGACCCUUUCUUCCGCCACUACCGCCAGCUCAAUGAGAAGCUAGUGCAACUCAUCGAAGACUAUAGCCUGGUGUCCUUUAUCCCUCUGAACAUCCAGGACAAGGAGAGCAUCCAGCGAGUCCUGCAGGCUGUAGAUAAAGCCAGUGGAUACUGUUUCGGAGCCCAAGAGCAGCGAAGCCUAGAGGCCAUGAUGUCUGCCGCAAUGGGAGCCGACUUCCAUUUCUCUUCCACACUGGGCAUCCAGGAGAAGUACCUGGCACCCUCGAACCAGUCAGUGGAGCAGGAAGCCAUGCAGCUAUAGCAACAAGGUGGAUCCUGGAGAGCAGGAUGCAUAACCCAGCACUGGGGAAAGUGGAGGCUCCUGAAGCAGGCUGCAGACCCAAGAGCAAGUCCUCCCAGCGAGAGCUGGCGGGCUGGCAAGGGGAUAUUGAGCUCUGCAAAGGACUUCUGGCCAAAAAGCCAGACAUGGCGCCAAGCAGAACACCUACCAUACUGGCAGUGGUGUCUGUGAGCUCUGGGCCCUGCCACCAGAAAGUCGAGCACUGGUCCUACUCAGGCUGUGAAGGAAUGUGCUGCAAUACAAGAGUUUAUAUUCUA